Aspergillus uvarum CBS 121591 is the source of this 1231-nucleotide messenger RNA. Its product is annotated as BTB/POZ domain-containing protein. Bases 284 to 1045 code for a protein of 253 amino acids. The transcript is spliced from 4 exons. Gene Ontology annotation, molecular function: protein binding. The record is from RefSeq and is a predicted model, not a curated record. NCBI's taxonomy places the organism in Eukaryota, Fungi, Ascomycota, Eurotiomycetes, Eurotiales, Aspergillaceae.
AAAAGCUUCUAUGCAAAUUAGUCAAAACCCUGACGUCGUCAAUGGCCCUCAUUAACUAAUCGACUAUAGCUUAAGUGAGGGGGCUAGAGACAUGACACGAGAUGCGUGGUAGCGACCGAUCGGCCAGGAGAAGGCGACGAAGUGAGGCGGAAGCUGACGUGGCCAGCCGCUGACACCUCUACCCCGCUUUGGGUGAUGAAGCAUCAGGACAGAUGAUCUUCUCUGAUAUAUCGCUGUGUUUUUCACGAUUGACCAACCGACGUUAAGCAUAUAUCGACCGAGAAUGGCUGCUGAUUUUGAAUCUCUAAGAUUGCUGUUGUCACGUAUUCGCAAAUAUGGAGCAUACUCAGAUCUUACAGUCCUCUGCGAAUCUUUUACUUUCAGAGUGCAUCGCUGUAUUGUCUGCCCCCAGUCGAGGUUCUUUGAUAAGGCCAUAAGUGGUCAGUUCCAGGAAGCCAGUACCGGACAUGUCACGCUCGAAGAUGACCCACGUAUCGUUGCAAAGAUGAUCGACUAUCUUUACUGCGCCGAUUAUGAAGACUCGUAUGAAUAUCCUAUUGAGGAACUAGUUCAAGGCACCCUUGAGCCACCCAAGUCAGAAGAACAACAAAACGAGAUAUCAACUAUCGACGAGAUUGCCGAAAGUGCUGAAAGUGCCGAAAGUGCUGAAAAUAAUAUCGCUGCAGCCGCUAGCGUUCUUGUCAAACAAAGAAGGGCACUUAUCAAUGCAGAAAUAUAUGUCAUUGCUGAUAAAUAUCAGAUUGAGGGAUUGAAAACAUUGGCUAAGCAGAAAAUGGAGUCUUGCCUUCAGUUAAAUUGGACAGAUACGGAUUUCAUCAAUACAACUCAGUAUGUCUACGGGCCGAACAUUCCUUCCCACUCGGAAAUACGAGAUAUCUUAUCAAGAUAUUCUAUACAACACCUAUCAACUCUUGAACACCAGCAGCGUUUUCACGACAUCUUGAAGUCAUUAGCUCCGUUUUCAUACGAUUUCUCCUUCUUAAUGAUAAAAAAGGUGCUUCAGCUGGAACAGGAAUUGUGGUAGGCCUAUGCCUCCCUGCCUCGAUUAGUCGCGAAAUCUGAAUAACCAUAUCUGUCAGCAAUAAAAGAAUUUCCCGAGCAAUUCUAUGGCAGCCAAGAGUCAAACUACAUAUCCAAGAGCGAAGUCGGUUAGACUAUAACGUCUAUUGCAGUAUCUGUAAAAGAUCUUUCAUGGAUAGGAGGGCUCUUC